Rhinolophus ferrumequinum (greater horseshoe bat) is the source of this 1812-nucleotide messenger RNA. RefSeq names its product keratin 78 (gene KRT78). The transcript is spliced from 8 exons. NCBI's taxonomy places the organism in Eukaryota, Metazoa, Chordata, Mammalia, Chiroptera, Rhinolophidae. Gene Ontology annotation, biological process: intermediate filament organization; keratinization. Gene Ontology annotation, cellular component: keratin filament. Gene Ontology annotation, molecular function: structural constituent of skin epidermis. The record is from RefSeq and is a predicted model, not a curated record. Bases 64 to 1692 code for a protein of 542 amino acids.
AGGAACUCACACACCUUGACUCUCCUCUGUCUGUUUGCAGCUGUGUGACUGUGGGUCUCUGCCAUGUCUCUCUCCCCUUGCAGGCCCCAGAGGGGUUUCAGUGCUCGCUCAGCCUGUUCUGCUCGCUCCGGGGGCCGAGGCAGGGGCAGCUUCAGCAGCAGGAGCCUCAGUGCCUUUGGGGGUUGCCGAGGAGGCUCUCGUGGAAGAGCCUGGGGGUCAGUGGGAAGGCCAGGGAUGCAGUUUGGGGAGAGGAGUGGUGGGCCUGGGCUUUUCCUGUGCCCUCCAGGGGGCAUCCAGAAAGUGACCAUCAACCAGGAUCUGCUGACCCCACUGAAGAUUGAGAUGGACCCCCAGUUCCAGGUGGUGAGGACUCAGGAGACCCAACAGAUCAGAACCCUCAACAACCAGUUUGCUUCCUUCAUCGAUAAGGUACGGUUCUUAGAGCAGCAGAACAAGGUCCUGGAGACCAAGUGGCACUUCCUGCAGCAGCUGGGGGUGAGUGACAGCCCCCAGGGCCUUGAGUCUUCCUUUGAGGCCUACCUGGCCCAGCUCAGGAAGCAGCUAGAGGAGUUGCAGAGACAACGCUGGGCUCUGGACACUGAGCUGAAGUCUUGCCGGGCCCAGGAGGAGGAGUACAAGGCUAAGUAUGAACAGGAAGGCCACAAGCGCGCCAGUGUCGAGAAUGACUUUGUGGUCCUCAAAAAGGAUGUGGAUGACGUUUUCCUGAGCAAGAUGGAGUUGGACGGCAAGCUGGAGGCUCUGAGAGAGUACAUCUGCUUCUUGAGGCGUCUGUAUGAAGAAGAACUGGGCCAGCUCCAGACCCAGGCCAGCGACAUGUCCGUGGUGCUCUCCAUGGACAACAACCGUUGCCUGGACUUCAGUGACAUCAUUGCCGAGGUCCGCGCCCGGUACGAGGAGAUUGCCCAGACCAGUAAAGCCGAGGCCCAGACGCUGUACCAGACCAAGUACCAGGAGCUUCAGGCGUCUGCCCAGCUUCAUGGGGACAGCAUGAAGGAAACCAAAGUCCAGAUUUCUCAGCUGCAGCAGGGGAUUCAGAGGCUGCAGAGUCAGAUCGAGAACCUCAAGAAGCAGAAUGCCAACCUGGAGGCCGCCAUCACUGAUGCUGAGCAACGUGGGGAGCUGGCUCUCAAGGAUGCUCAGACCAAGCUGGCCAAGCUGGAGGCCGCUCUGAGAGCCGCCAAGGAGCACAUGGCCCGGUUGCUGCGCGAGUACCAGGAGCUCCUGAGCACAAAGCUGUCACUGGACGUGGAGAUCGCCACCUACCGCAGGCUGCUGGAGGGCGAGGAGUACAGGAUGUCUGGGGAAUGCACCAGCCAGGUCAUUAUCUGUGAGUAUCAGGGAACUUUUGAGGGGUCCCCAUGGGGAGCCAAGGACUGUGCUGUGACGCUGGUGUAUUUUUUGGCAGCCAUGGGGGACGGCAGCAUCGCUGUGUCUGGAGGAGCUGGAGAUAGCCUGGUGGGCACUUGUGGAUUCGGAGGCGGCAAAGGCAGUUUUGGGUCCAGCUGUUCCAGUGUCGUGACUGGAGGCUCCAACGUCAUCCUGGGCUCUGGGCAGUGCCCUGUUGUGGGCUCCUGCUAUGUGUCUGGUGGCGGGUCCAGCUCCAGUUCCAGCUGCCACACCAUCCUGAAGAAGACAGUCGAGUCAAGUCUCAAGACGUCCAUCACAUACUGAGUACCAUGGCAGCCACUUACUCCCCUGCCUUCCUGAGCUUUCUCAGCCCUGCCCUUACCCCUCUCACCCCCAUCCCAGCAUGGCCAGCUCUGUGUUCACUGCCUACCACCCAAGUCAACC